AUGGCACUUCGAUCUCAGAUCUUAAAUUCCGCAUUACCUCUUCUCACUUCCCAUUCUUUCGCUCGACCGACACUCAUACACGCUCUACGUAAUCUCAAGCCUGAAGUGACGGAUCCGGAAGCUGUUAUAGAUACGAUAUUCGGUUCUGGGUCUGUUGGAGCUUCUAAAGCUCUAGUGCAACAAUGGGAGGAAGGAGGGUUGGAAGUUAUGCGUCAUUCAGUCAAGAGUGGAGACAAAGAUAUAACGAAUGUAUUAAGAAGGAGGCUGGAAUAUAGUUCUCAGGUUGGCCCAAAUCUAAUUGAGGCUCACGCAAAUCUAACUACACCAACCUCAUCACUUUCCUUACCACUACCUUCUAUACCGAUCAUAUUAACUUUAUUGUCAAGUUUACGUUUACCUACGAAAUACAUCCCACCUUUACUUGCUGCUUCUUCCGCUUUAUCAGGUACGAAACAAGCAUCGACUAUCUUGAGCAAGGUAUCACAAGUGACAGGUGAUCGAAUACCUUUGAUAACUAUAAAUCCUCUGGGACCAUUAGGGUAUGCAUGGAGAAUUGCUGAUGAAGCUUUAUACCUUACUGAAGAGAAAGGCAAGGUUAAAAGAGGUUAUUGGAAUGAACCUACUGGUCCCGGUCCCGAAUGGUACACUAAACGAAUAGGUUUAUCGUUGGUCUACCUGUCUUCAGAAUCCACUCUCCUCAAAUCAUACCCGUCUUCUGCAGCUACGCCAGAUUUCAAUACCCACCUUCCGGACGCUCUUUCAUCUUUGGAAUCCAAUCUUGCAAGGUAUAAGUCUACCAUCGAAAGUUUAGAAAGAAGUGAAGAAAAUCUAGGUGAUGUAGGUGGAUUUAUAGAUUACGUAGCUAAAUCGUGGAGUGGUCUGAUCAAGAGCAGAUAUUUCUGA
This is a messenger RNA of Kwoniella shivajii, 903 nucleotides long. RefSeq lists its product as uncharacterized. The transcript has 4 exons. Bases 1 to 903 code for a protein of 300 amino acids. NCBI's taxonomy places the organism in Eukaryota, Fungi, Basidiomycota, Tremellomycetes, Tremellales, Cryptococcaceae. The record is from RefSeq and is a predicted model, not a curated record.